Cricetulus griseus (Chinese hamster) is the source of this 2099-nucleotide messenger RNA. The record is from RefSeq and is a predicted model, not a curated record. Lineage: Eukaryota; Metazoa; Chordata; Mammalia; Rodentia; Cricetidae.
AGCCGAAGACGGAGGCGUGCCAAGGCCAGGGCGCAUGUGGGCCCCGCCCCUCUCCCCCUGUCCCUGCAAAGCGAGCUGCUCGCCCUCUGAGCUGGACCCGGCUAUGGCAGCCUCUGCGCUCCCCGCGGGCGAGCCGCCCUGGAAGACCCUGUCUGCAGAGGAGCUGGAGAGACAGUAUUCGCCCAGCAGGUGGGUCAUCCGGAUGAAAGCGGAGGAAGUUGUCAGCACCUUCGUACGGACAGGAAGCCAGGCUACCAGGAAGGCCCGGGCCACCAGGAGGAACCAGCUGGAUGUCCCCUAUGGAGAUGGCGAAGGGGAGAAAAUGGACAUCUACUUUCCUGAUGAGCAUUCCCAGGCUUCCCCCCUCUUGCUGUUCUUUCACGGAGGAUACUGGCAGAGCGGAAGUAAAGAUGACUCGGCCUUCAUGGUGAACCCACUGACAGCACAGGGCGUGGGCGUGGCGAUCGUGGCUUACGACAUUGCACCCAAAGGCACACUGGACCAGAUGGUGGACCAGGUGACCCGCAGCGUUGUGUUCCUACAGAGGCGGUAUCCAAGCAACGGGGGCAUCUACCUCUGCGGACACUCCGCGGGAGCUCACCUGGCUGCCAUGGUGCUCCUUGCCGGUUGGACCAAGCAUGGUGUCACGCCCAACCUUCAAGGCUUUCUCCUGGUGAGUGGGAUCUACGACCUGGAGCCCCUCAUAUAUACCUCCCAGAAUGCCCCUCUGCACAUGACCCUGGAAGACGCUCAGAGAAACAGCCCACAGCACUGCUUGGAGGUGGCUCCAGCGAAGCCUGUGGGUCCAGCCUGUCCUGUGUUGGUUGUUGUGGGUCAGCAUGACUCCCCAGAAUUCCACCGACAGUCCAGGGAGUUCUAUGAGAUGCUACACCGAGUAGGAUGGAAGGCCUCUUUCCAGGAGCUGCCUGGCGUGGAUCACUUUGACAUCAUAGAGAAUCUAACCCAAGAGGAUGAUGUUCUCACCCAGACCAUUUUGAAAACAAUCUUCCCUGAUGCUCUAAGGACACCUGGUCUCCAGCCUGUGUGCACCUCAGAAAACCUCCAGAAGAUGAGACUUCCACCUAACACUGGCCUGUCUGUCUGUCCAUGAGGUGCACUCUCCCUGUUGUGGACACACCCUGCCUGUCAUUCUCCCCAACGGGAUGGAGCUCCAGGGGAACCCUACAGAUUGGCACUGGGACAUGCACAUAGCUACCAGCUGGCUGAGUCUGUUUCCCCUCCUGCUGAUGGGGCUUGACAGUCAGCGCCUGGCUUGCUUCCUAUGCCUUUUUCAGUAUCACUGUGGACUGGCUGGGGCUGGGACUGUCACUCAGCCCCUAUCUCCCUCUACAAAAGAGGGUGGGGUCGGGAGAAGGAAUGAAGACAUAAGAGAUCAACCAGCCACUGGGUUGCGUGUAGCUCAGUGGUAGAAUGAUUGACCAUGCAUAGGACUCUGGGUUCAAUCCCUGGUAUUAACAAAGAAAAGAUAAAGGAAAAGAGAGAGAGAAAGAGAGAUGAUAAAGGAAAAGAGAGAGAGAAAGAGAGAUGGGCAUGCCCGGUGUGGUGGUGCACACCUGAAUCCCAGCACGGAAGCUUGCUUGUGAGUUCAAGGCCAGCCUGAGCUACAUAGGGAGACCCUGUCUCAAAGAAAGAGGGCUGGUGAGAUGGCUCAGCAGGUCAGAGCACUUGGCACCAAGUCUGACAACCUGUGUUUGGUCCUGGGAACUCAUAUGGAAGGAAACAACCAACUGCCCCAAUUUAUCCUUUGACUGUCAUGUAUAUGUGGACCUUAGCAUACACACCUACACAUGCGUGAUGGUGGUGAUGGUAAUAAAAGCCCAUGCUUGUGCCUGCUGUACAAACGAACACAAGGAGUUACUUAGAACUGCAGCCUCCCACAGAGACCACCAGCACAAAGACCCCUGUGUGACAGGCUCCGCCAGACCUAACUCCUGCAGCACCCCCCCCCACACACACACCAUAGCCUCUAAAGCCCAAAUUGGGUGUGGUGGGGCAUGCCAGGAGCCAUAGAGGCAGGAGGGCCUUUGGGCCCAGGAAGGGCUCUUGAGCACACAUCUAAUUUAUACUCUGGUUCUGUC